GUACGAGACUCCGAGAUGGUCCAACACAAUCUAGUGUAAGCAUUUUGAAUGAUUCGAUGGAGUAAUUGAAAUGCAUCACCAAACCUAAGGGGCCUACAAAUCUUUUUUUCAAAUCUGGAGGGAAAAUCUGUACUUACAGUAAACCUUGAGGCCUAUCGGUGAUAUUUACGGACAAUUUGUUUUCCGGGUGAGCAAACAAUGGGCCGCCGGUAAAGUGCACGAGAAGCCCGCCAUAUUUGGUUCCUCAUUAAGCUUCAAAAGGGGAGCGAAAUUCACAGCCCAAUCCAAAGAGCCAUACCUCUCCGGUCUCCACGGCGCAACAGAGAUGGAGAUUGCGAGCCAAUUUCCCGACGGUUCGAGCCCUCUCGCCACCGUCGAACAGAUCCGAAACCGCCUCGUUCGCCCUCCCUCUCUUCACUCUCAGUCAUCAACCUCGUCAACCAGACCUCGGGAGGAUGCCGCGAGUUGCUACUCGUCGCGCUUUGAUGCGAAUUCGACCACGUUACGGAGGAAAAGAGAAGAUCAAGGGAGAAACGUUGCGAACAAGAGGCUUGAAGACUACUUGGAUCCGACAAUACUAGCUGCGAUUCGAGCGGAAAUCGGUGGGAAGUAUCGGAAGGGAGGAGGAGAGAGGAAACUGAUCAAGGAGGAGGUGGAAUUUGAGUGGCCGGUUGACGAAUUGAAGGCGUGGACGGAGGAUUUGAGGAGCGAGAGAGGAGUCGUCGUGAAGCGGAGGAGCGACGGAGAAGCUGUUGAUCUCGGAGAUGAUGUUGAUGUGAUUAGAGGCGGUGGAGACGACGACGACGACGUCGGCGGAAUGUGUUGUAGUCCGUUUCAGCGGUUUGAGAGGACGGCGUUGAAGCGGUUUAAUGGGUGAAGGAUAAGCAGGGGAGGGUGAAGGAUAAGCGUGGUUUUUUCGUCGUUGUGAAGCAUGAAUAUUUUCGCGGGGAGAGCAACUGUUUCUGUUUGAUUCACACGCACUGCUGUUGUUCUGGGGCGUGUUUGGAAGAUGAGA
This is a messenger RNA of Rhododendron vialii, 1015 nucleotides long. RefSeq lists its product as uncharacterized. NCBI's taxonomy places the organism in Eukaryota, Viridiplantae, Streptophyta, Magnoliopsida, Ericales, Ericaceae. The transcript is spliced from 2 exons. The record is from RefSeq and is a predicted model, not a curated record. The coding region runs from base 326 to 877 and encodes 183 amino acids.